This is a messenger RNA of Pezoporus occidentalis (night parrot), 5396 nucleotides long. It is a transcript of the gene ERBB4, whose product is annotated as erb-b2 receptor tyrosine kinase 4. Gene Ontology annotation, molecular function: ATP binding; epidermal growth factor receptor binding; transmembrane receptor protein tyrosine kinase activity. The transcript has 29 exons. NCBI's taxonomy places the organism in Eukaryota, Metazoa, Chordata, Aves, Psittaciformes, Psittacidae. Gene Ontology annotation, biological process: negative regulation of apoptotic process; multicellular organism development; positive regulation of cell population proliferation. Bases 223 to 4194 code for a protein of 1323 amino acids. Gene Ontology annotation, cellular component: signaling receptor complex; basal plasma membrane; plasma membrane. The record is from RefSeq and is a predicted model, not a curated record.
UCGCUCCGUUCCGCGGCGCUCCGCGCGUGCUGGCGGCGCAGCGCCCCGCGGCCGGGCUCAAACGGCGGCCGCCCCGUCGGCGCCGCGGCGCGCCCGCGGAGGGGCGGCGCUGGGGGCGGCGGCUCGGCGGCGGCAACUUUUGGGAGCCGGCGGAGGCUGCGCGGGGGAUGGCGGCGGUGGCGGCGCUGAGGCGGAGGCGCUGAGGACAGCGGCGGCGGCGCGAUGCCGGCGGCGGCCGGGGGGCUGCUGUGGUGGAGCUGCUGUGUGCUGGUGGUGGCGGCGGCCGGAGCCCCGCGGGCCGCCGCGGCGGCGCAGGCAGUGUGUGCCGGCACCGAGAACAAGCUGAGCUCCCUCUCUGACCUGGAGCAGCAGUAUCGGGCUCUGCGCAAGUACUAUGAGAACUGCGAGGUAGUGAUGGGCAACCUGGAAAUCACCAGCAUCGAGCACAACCGAGACCUCUCCUUCCUGAGGUCUAUCCGAGAAGUCACGGGCUAUGUUUUGGUGGCUUUGAAUCAGUUUGAAUACUUGCCUCUGGAGAACCUGCGCAUCGUUCGUGGGACCAAACUCUAUGAAGAGCGCUAUGCCUUGGCAAUAUUUCUGAACUACAGAAAGGAUGGUAACUUUGGACUCAGGGAACUUGGGCUGAAGAACUUGACGGAAAUACUCAAUGGAGGGGUGUAUGUUGGCCAGAACAAAUUCCUUUGCUUCGCAGACACCAUUCAUUGGCAGGAUAUCGUGCGUAACCCCUGGGCCUCCAACUUCACUUUGGUUCCAACAAAUGGCAGCUCAGGAUGUGGUCGGUGCCACAAGUCCUGCACAGGCCGAUGCUGGGGACCCACAGAGAAUCACUGCCAGACCUUAACGAAGACAGUGUGUGCAGAGCAAUGUGAUGGACGGUGCUACGGGCCCUAUGUCAGCGACUGCUGCCACCGGGAGUGCGCUGGAGGCUGUUCUGGACCUAAAGACACUGAUUGCUUUGCCUGUAUGAAUUUCAAUGACAGUGGUGCAUGUGUCACACAGUGCCCCCAGACUUUUGUAUACAAUCCUACCACCUUCCAGCUGGAGCACAAUCACAAUGCCAAGUACACCUAUGGGGCUUUUUGUGUCAAAAAGUGCCCACACAACUUUGUGGUAGAUUCUAGCUCUUGUGUCCGUGCGUGUCCAAGCUCCAAGAUGGAGGUUGAAGAAAAUGGUAUUAAGAUGUGCAAGCCCUGCACUGACAUUUGUCCUAAAGCAUGUGAUGGCAUUGGAACAGGGAGUUUAGUGUCAGCUCAGACAGUGGAUUCCAGCAACAUUGACAAGUUCAUAAACUGCACCAAGAUCAAUGGCAACCUUAUCUUCCUUGUUACUGGGAUUCAUGGAGACCCAUAUCACACAAUUGCUGCAAUCAAUCCAGAGAAAUUAAAUAUCUUCCAAACAGUGAGAGAGAUAACAGGGUAUUUGAACAUCCAGUCAUGGCCUGAGAAUAUGACAGAUUUCAGGGUGUUUUCUAACUUAGUUACUAUUGGUGGAAGAGCCCUCUAUAGUGGUCUUUCCUUACUCAUCCUAAAGCAACAAGGCAUUACUUCUCUGCAGUUUCAGUCCUUGAAGCAGAUCAGUGCUGGCAACAUCUACAUAACAGACAACAGCAAUUUGUGCUAUUACCACACAGUCAACUGGUCCAGCCUCUUCAGCACACCCAGUCAAAAGACAGUGAUUCAUCGAAACAAAAAGGCAGAGAACUGCACUGCUGAUGGAAUGGUGUGUAAUGAGUUAUGCUCAAGUGAUGGCUGUUGGGGGCCAGGCCCAGACCAGUGUCUCUCCUGCAAGCGCUUCAUCAGAGGCAGGACCUGCAUAGACUCCUGUAACCUGUAUGAUGGGGAAUUUCGGGAAUUUGCAAAUGGUUCUGUCUGUGUGGAGUGUGAUCCCCAGUGCGAAAAGAUGGAAGAAAACAUGAUCACAUGCUACGGGCCGGGACCUGACCACUGCACAAAGUGUUUCCAUUUUAAGGAUGGUCCAAAUUGUGUGGAAAAAUGCCCUGAUGGCUUACAAGGGGCCAACAGCUUCAUUUUCAAAUACGCUGAUGAGGAUCGUGAGUGCCAUCCGUGUCAUCCAAACUGCACCCAAGGGUGCAUCGGGCCACGUCUUGAGGACUGCAUCGGCCUGAUGGAUAGGUGUAGAGGUCCCGCUAGUCAUGACUGCAUUUACUAUCCAUGGACACGACAGUCCACUUUACCACAACAUGCUAGAACCCCUCUGAUCGCUGCUGGAGUUAUUGGUGGCCUCUUCAUCAUCGUCAUUCUGGGCCUGACGUUUGCUGUGUACGUUCGGCGCAAAAGCAUUAAGAAGAAGAGAGCACUGCGAAGAUUCCUGGAGACUGAGCUUGUGGAACCCUUGACUCCAAGUGGCACAGCACCUAACCAAGCACAGCUUCGUAUCCUGAAGGAAACUGAGCUUAAACGAGUCAAGGUUCUUGGCUCUGGAGCCUUUGGAACUGUCUACAAGGGUAUUUGGGUCCCUGAGGGAGAAACUGUAAAGAUUCCUGUGGCUAUUAAAAUCCUUAAUGAGACCACUGGUCCAAAAGCCAAUGUGGAGUUUAUGGAUGAAGCUCUUAUCAUGGCCAGCAUGGACCACCCACACCUGGUGAGACUCCUGGGUGUCUGCUUGAGCCCGACCAUUCAACUUGUCACUCAGCUGAUGCCUCACGGCUGCCUGUUGGAUUAUGUUCAUGAACAUAAGGAUAAUAUUGGCUCCCAGCUGCUGCUAAACUGGUGUGUCCAAAUAGCUAAGGGAAUGAUGUACCUGGAAGAGAGGAGACUUGUCCAUCGUGACUUGGCAGCUCGUAAUGUCUUGGUAAAAUCACCAAACCAUGUGAAGAUCACUGACUUCGGCUUGGCCAGACUUUUGGAAGGGGAUGAAAAGGAGUACAAUGCUGAUGGAGGGAAGAUGCCAAUUAAAUGGAUGGCUCUGGAGUGCAUACACUACAGGAAGUUUACCCAUCAGAGUGAUGUUUGGAGUUAUGGAGUCACUAUCUGGGAGCUUAUGACCUUUGGUGGGAAGCCAUACGAUGGAAUCCCAACUCGAGAGAUCCCUGACCUCUUGGAGAAGGGAGAGCGGUUGCCCCAACCCCCAAUCUGCACCAUUGACGUUUAUAUGGUGAUGGUGAAAUGCUGGAUGAUUGAUGCUGACAGUCGGCCAAAAUUCAAGGAGCUGGCUGCUGAGUUCUCUAGAAUGGCUCGAGACCCUCAGCGAUACCUCGUCAUUCAGGGAGAUGACCGUAUGAAGCUCCCAAGCCCAAAUGACAGCAAGUUCUUCCAAAACCUUCUCGAUGAGGAAGACCUGGAAGAUAUGAUGGAUGCUGAAGAGUAUCUUGUCCCUCAAGCCUUCAACAUUCCUCCUCCCAUCUACACCUCCAGGACAAGAAUUGAUUCCAACAGGAGUGAAAUUGGACACAGCCCUCCUCCUGCCUACACCCCUAUGUCAGGAAACCAGUUUGUGUAUCGCGAUGGUGGCUAUGCUGGAGAAGUGCCGAUGCCCUACAGAGCUCCUGGCUGCAUAAUACCAGAAGCCCCAGUUGCUCAAGGGGCUACAGCGGAGAUCUUUGAAGAUACUUGCUGUAACGGCACACUACGAAAGCAAGUGGCAACCCUGGCGAAAGAGGACAGCAGCACCCAGAGGUACAGCGCUGAUCCCACAGUCUUCAUACCUGAGCGGGUUGUCCGGGGAGAGCUGGAUGAGGAUGGGUACAUGACGCCGAUGCGAGACAAGCCUAAAACAGAAUACCUAAACCCGGUGGAAGAGAACCCAUUUGUUUCCCGGCGAAAGAACGGAGAUCUCCAAGCUGUGGACAACCCGGAAUAUCACAAUGCUCUGAACGGGCAGCCCAAGGCAGAGGAUGAGUACGUGAACGAGCCAUUGUACCUCAACACGUUUGCCAACACCUUGGAAAAAGCUGAGUACCUGAAGAACAAUUUGCCAGAGAAAGCCAAGAAGGCCUUUGACAACCCAGACUACUGGAACCACAGCCUGCCGCCACGAAGCACCCUCCAGCACCCGGACUACCUGCAAGAGUACAGCACAAAGUACUUUUACAAACAGAACGGCCGGAUCCGGCCCAUUGUGGCAGAGAAUCCUGAAUACCUCUCCGAGUUCUCCCUGAAGCCUGGCACUGUGCUGCCCCCGCCACCCUACAGACACCGGAACACAGUGGUGUAGUGACCGCCGUCUUACACAAGUGGAAAGGCAACCCCUUCUAGCUGCCUCACUCUUUCUCUCUCUCCCCUUUCUCCCUCCUUCUCUCCCUUUCUUUCUCCCAUGAGCUUCCUUUUCUUGCCAGUUCACUCAUUUUUGAUAUUUCUAAGUGAAAGGAUGUCUCGCAGUUGUUUGCAGAUUGGGUUGGGAACCUGGAAAGAAGGAAGGAAAGAGACUGAAAGAAGGCACGUACAACCUGGCAUUUCUCACUUUCUGCAGAUCUGGAGGCUCGGAUGGUCGGAGAAGCCAGACAGUACCAGUAAAGGCCAGUGGCAGUGUCGCCUGCUGUCAAGCUAGUUCUCAGUGAUUCAACCCACACGCUGCAGGGAAAGCCACAGAGAGGCUGUUUGUUCCAGCAGGAUCUAGUGAGAGUCUGUACAGCAUUCCUGGAAAUCUCGAUGCAGUUUCCAUCAGGGGGGAAAAUGGACAAUUUUUAUAUCAGGUGUGAUAGCACAGUAAUUGAGAUUGAGAAUCCAAUUUCUUUCGCUAACACUUUCUAGCCCAGCAACUGAAAAAGGCUAACCUGGCUUUUCAUAACCAUUCAGACCUUCACCGUGGCUUUCCAAGAAAUGAUGAUGGGACUCUAAUACAUGGCUAAACCCUUUUUCUGAGCCACACCAUGAUUUUGUGCCAAUUUCUAACCACAGAGACUCCCACUUAGAACUGGGACGUGACACGACCAUUUUUGUACAUGUGCCAACAUGACAAACACAAAACCCUUUCGGAAGGGAGUAACAAAACCACUCCUUCAACAUGUCCUUUUUGAAGCUAAAAGGCCAAGAAACCAAGAUUUGUAUGCAGAACACUUUGCUUUCCUGUUUUAUACCUGCUGAGUAUAAAUACAUACUAAAACCUAAACAAUUCCUUCCCUCUUUUUCUUCUCCAUGAUCAUGAAGGGAGUUGGGGAUGCUGUCAGGCAACACUGAGGACAAGACAGAGAACUGGACAGUUUGAUCUGGGUCAUGAAGUCUGCUGGUGUUCUGUGGGGCGGUGGUGGGAAGGGUCCUUUAAACUGGAAGACAGACACUGGACUGGAGAAAACUCACAUAGCAGUUCACUGGAAAGUUAGUUUGCACUUUGCUCUGAUUUUAUUUGAACUGUUUUCUGGAUUUUGAAUGAAGCAAUAUGGAAGUGACCAGCAAAAUACAAAAUACUCAUUUUAAAUU